GAUUGGUUUGCGCCUUUGCGCACGGAUUUCAAAUAAGAAGCCGCAACUGGCGGAUUUUUCAGACGUAGAGGAUUUUAACUUUGUCAAGCGACUUCUCUGACGGGAAGAUAGCGGCGCGGAGAGAGCCGAAGGAACAGAAACAAAACGCCUUCGACGUUAUUUUAGGAGAAUAACUGAAGAGAUCACCACACUGCUCAGUCAGAGCACACGUUUACUUAGAAAAGAGUUGCCAUGAAAUGUCCCACGAUCAAGUCUGCUAAAGGGAACACGAUGGAGAAAAGCCCAUUAGCAGAAGCAGCAGCUGCAGAGUCUAAAGUAUUCUAUGUCAAAGAUUCCCCCAAAAAAGAGCCAGCCCCUGUUAUAUCUCAGGAUCGGCCAGCUGGACAGACGACGGUCUUCUUCUCCACAAAGGGCAGCACCAGUGCAGUUCACAACAAAGAGAACAACACUGGCAGAGAGCAAGAUGGGGCCCUGGAAGAAUACUUUGAGGACAGCGGUUAUUUAUCUUUGCAGAAUAGUCAUAUUGAUCACCAUGGAGAUGAAGAAGAGGACCAUAUCGCUGAGACACACCAGGGGAAAAGGCUUUCAUCAAGUAAUUCCCCCUCAAAAAGCCAGCAAAGGACUAGAAUCAGCUUUUUAGGGUCUCUGGCAGUUUCCACACCUGUGGAUUGUCAUGGAAGGAGCACAGCAGCUCUGUCGUCCACCCCCACCCACCAUCACUUCACCCCCAACCUGCCCAUUUUAAGAUUCCAGCAGGCUGUUUGUGAGGAGCUCACAAAGAGCUACAAGAAGAACAGGAGGUAUGACUUUAGCGUCAUCUCAAAGAUAGCAGAGAAGUAUCCUUUGGAUCGUGUGAUCGGAGGACAAAUCGGCCUGGAGAACGUCGACGUGUUCACGUCUCUGCUUUCCAGGAACAUGAAAGGCAUCCUGACAGAUAUUCUGGCUCUGCUGGGAGACUUGGACCUCAUAAGUUGUAAGAAUGUGAGCAAGACGUGGAAGAAAAUUAUAUGUGAGGAUUCGGCUGCUGCGAGGAGGUGUCGGCAAGCUGAGCAGGCACUCAGGGAGUCGAGAAGCUCUCACAGAAAUCCUGCUAGCGGUCUGACCAGAGACGUUGGUGCAUCCAGGGUGGUGCUAUCCUGCAUGCAGGCUCUGGCCUCCAGACACACUGCUUCCUGCCAGAAGAGCAGCAUGCCCUCACAGUGCACACGCUUCAAUGAAUAUGUGCAAGCUGCCAGCACUCUGAAGCGGCACGAGUCUCUGCGCUCCUGCAGGCGCUGCGGGUCUCCUGCCACCCACUGGGCUGAGGCCCAGAGGGCCACAUGCUCUCGGUCCAGCUGCCUCUUUGACUUCUGCACUCGCUGCCAGGAGCCCUUCCACGGCUCCGUCCCCUGCCGGACAGUCAAACCUCAUUUUCAUUCAGCUCCUUCCAAAGAAACCGCCAUCAUCCCGGGCAGCGCUCGCAGCAAGAGAAACGUCAAGCGCUUGUGAUAAAGGGUCAUUCCAGCCUGCUGUUUUGGUUUUUUUGUUGCUUUUUUUUUUUUAAGAGACUACAUAAAUGUUGAGAACGGCAUCAUAAAUGACUGCAGCACGCCGACCAGAUGAGAUGAGCACUUGAAGCACAGCUGGAGCAAUCUACCCGAAACUGUUGCUGCUUGUGAGCGGCAACUUUUAUUGUAUAUAUAUAUAUAUACUUUUUUUUUUCUUCACAAAGAAAGCUAUGAAAAAUGUUGAGCUUUAAACUGUACA
Molecule: messenger RNA, 1746 nt
Organism: Poecilia reticulata (guppy)
Lineage: Eukaryota; Metazoa; Chordata; Actinopteri; Cyprinodontiformes; Poeciliidae
Gene: fbxo5
Product: F-box protein 5
Biological process (GO): regulation of mitotic nuclear division; negative regulation of meiotic nuclear division
Cellular component (GO): nucleus
Molecular function (GO): protein binding
Source: RefSeq, a predicted model, not a curated record